AUGCAGAAAGGAGGGCAGCCAAGUGCUCGUGCUGCAUUUUUGUGUCUCUAUUUACGCAGCAGAGCCCUGAGUCAAAACAUUUCCUGCAAUGUGAAGAGUGAAGGCCCCAAACUGGUCCCCUUCUUUAAAGCCACUUGUGUGUAUUUUGUCCUCUGGCUGCCAACUUCUAGCCCCUCUUGGUUCAGUGCCCUCAUUAAAUGCCUGCCCAUCUUCUGCCUGUGGGUUUUCCUUCUGGCUCAUGGGAUAAACUUCUUAGUGUCACACCGGAGUGCCAGCCGCAUCCUAGCGGGACUCAUAUUCUCGGCAGUGGGAGACGCCUUUCUCAUCUGGCAGGAGCAGGGCUACUUCAUUCAUGGUCUGCUGAUGUUCGCCAUCACACACAUCCUGUACUCCUCAGCCUUUGGGAUGAAGCCUUUGGACCUCAAAGCCGGCUUGCUGAUGGGCGUUGUUUCCAGUUCCUGCUAUGCCUUCCUCUACUCCUACCUCUCGGGUCCGUUCACCUACCUGGUGGCCGUCUACAUCGCCCUGAUCGGCUUCAUGGGCUGGCGGGCGGUGGCGGGCGUGCAGCUGUGCAAUGACCUGUGGACAUGGACCAAGCUGUCGGCCUGUGUGGGCGCCAUGCUCUUCAUGGUGUCGGACCUCACCAUCGCGCUCAACAAGUUCUGCUUCCCCGUGCCCUACUCGCGCUUCAUCAUCAUGGCCACCUACUACGCGGCCCAAAUGCUGAUUGCGCUGUCGGCCGUAGAGACCAGAGAUGAAGAGGACUUCAGGAAGAGGAGCUAGGUGGAGUGCCAUAGUCUGUGAACACAUGGGUUAUAUCUCAGGUGCUGUAGCUGCAUUCACCCCUGAGAGAGAUCUCCAUUUCUCUAGGCACACUGGUGAUGUUGAUUUUGCUUCUUUGAAGCAUUACUUUUGGGAAUUACAUUUUUUUUUCAUUGGC
Messenger RNA from Cyanistes caeruleus (blue tit), 940 nucleotides. Lineage: Eukaryota; Metazoa; Chordata; Aves; Passeriformes; Paridae. The record is from RefSeq and is a predicted model, not a curated record.